AUGAAAAGUUGCACACGGGAAAAAACAUAUCAGUGCUCAGAGUGUGGUAAGAACUUCAAUAAUAACUCAAAGCUUAAUUACCAUCAAAGAAUCCACACAGGGGAGAAACCACAUCAGUGCUCAGAAUGUGGAAGGAGCUUCAGGCUGAGCUCACAGCUUGCUUUCUAUCCAAGAAUCCACAAAGGGGUGAAACCAUUUCAGUGCUCCGAGUGUGGAAAGAGCUUCACACAGAGCUCUGCUCUUACUUCCCAUCAAGGAACCCACUCAGAACAGAAACCAUAUAAAUGCUUUGAAUGUGGAAAGAGUUUCCUUCUUGGUGGGAGCCUUAUUUACCAUCAAAGAAUUCACACAGGAGAAAAACCAUAUCAAUGCUUGGAAUGUGAAAAGAGUUUCAGGGUGAAGUCAAGCCUUACUUCCCACCAAAGAAUCCACAGCCAAGAGAAACCAUAUCAAUGCUCAGAAUGUGGAAAGGGUUUCAAGUGGGGGUCAAACCUUCAUACCCAUAAAAAAAUCCACUCAAGAGAAAAUAGAUAUCUGGGCUCAGUAUGUGGAAAGAGUUUCAAUAAGACCUCAACUCUUACUUCCCAUCAAAGAAUGCAUACAGGGGAGAAACCAUAUCUGUGCUCAGAAGGUGAAAAGUGCUUCAGCCGGAGCUCAGGCUUUAGAUCCAGUGAAAGAAUCCACACAAGAGAAAAAGCAUAUCAAUGCUUAGAAUAUCUCUAGGUGGCGGGGCUCAUGAUAGAGAAGACAUUCUCUUAAAUACCCUGGGCCUAAGCUGUUUAGGGCUUUAUAGGUUAUAACCAGCUCUUUGUAUUUUGCCUGGAAACGUACUGGUAGCCAGUGUAGAUCUUUUAAUACAGGAGUAAUGUGAUCUCUUUGAGAUGACUUGCGCACUUUCCAGACUAGCUGCUCAACAGCAGCAAAAUGCCUCUGUUCAAGUCACAUUCGAAACAUAAACAGCAGGGGGAGCAGUUCCGCAGAAACUAACAACCCAAAACAGCAACUUUCUUAUGCCAGAUAUCCCCUUAGCUAAGCAGGGUCUACUCUGGUUGCAUAUGAAUGGGAGACUAGAAGUGUGAGUACUGUAAGA
Molecule: messenger RNA, 1090 nt
Organism: Hemicordylus capensis (graceful crag lizard)
Lineage: Eukaryota; Metazoa; Chordata; Lepidosauria; Squamata; Cordylidae
Product: zinc finger protein 345-like
Exons: 1
Coding region: 1-723 (240 amino acids)
Biological process (GO): negative regulation of transcription by RNA polymerase II; regulation of cytokine production; regulation of immune system process
Source: RefSeq, a predicted model, not a curated record